This is a messenger RNA of Galendromus occidentalis (western predatory mite), 1628 nucleotides long. RefSeq names its product mediator complex subunit 15 (gene MED15). NCBI's taxonomy places the organism in Eukaryota, Metazoa, Arthropoda, Arachnida, Mesostigmata, Phytoseiidae. The coding region runs from base 20 to 1330 and encodes 436 amino acids. The record is from RefSeq and is a predicted model, not a curated record. The transcript is spliced from 4 exons.
GCAACAACCGAGACAACACAUGAUGAUGAAUCAAGGCCAAGGCAAUCCCAUGAUGGUCCAACAAAUGGGUCAGCGUCCUCCGCUCUCCGGCCCGGGUGGCGUUGGUCCUCCCCAGCAGGGUAUGAUGGUGAUGGGCCCACAGCAGGGAAAGAUGAGGCCUCAGAUGCCUUCACAGCAGCCCCCGAAUGCAAUCCCGAAUCAAGGAGCGGUUCCGUCUCCCAUGGGCUCCUCAAUGGCGAAUCAAAUGACACCGUCGCCUGCAGCUUACGCUCAUUCCCCCUCAGGCGGUGUUGUGCCAUCACCGGUAGGCGUGGCUGCAAGUGGAGGCUACUUGAGACAGGGGCAAGUUGGCGCACCUUCGCCAGGUUCUGCUCUCAAUACCCCUAUUAACUCAGUAGCAUCACCAGCAAGCGGCCCCCUUGUAGGUAGUCACGGUCACCAAAGUGCCGGCGGUACCCCGGUGUCACGCAACGCCGAGGAUCAGGCAUAUUUAGAAAAAUUGAAGUAUUUAAAUAAGUAUAUCGAUCCCCUGAGAAGAAUGAUCGCGAGAAUCGACAAAGACGAAGACCGCAAGAAAGAACUCAGUAAAUUAAAAUCACUCCUCGAUAUUCUAUCGGACCCGAACCGGCGGUGUUCCAUGGACACCCUCGUUAAAUGCGAGCAGGUCCUCGAGCGACUCGACCUUCGGGUUCGAAACCCUGACCAAACUAUGAUAGGUCAUGUUCCGUCGGUCACAUCGAUGACACGACUGCAGAACGACAACCUGUGGCAGCCGCUACUCGAUGCAAUAAACGCCAACAUCAAGAGCCCGAUGUUCAAUCACACGCUGCAGAGAGUAUUCGGCCAGCCGAUCACCAUGCUGCUCGGGGCUGCGUAUUCGCAAAACUCGACGCCUCCCUCGUCUCCGCCGACGAAGAGACGGUGCGUGUCUUCCGCCGUGGAAGAAAUGUACGAAGUGUCCGACGUUCUCCAAAACGAGAUCGCACAUUUGGAUCAACGCUUCAAAGUUCAACUCGACCCGGUUCAGCAGUUUGGCAACAAAACAAUCAAACUCAUCUGCCAGCUCGACGACAAAGCCCUGCCCAGCGUCCCUCCGAUAACUGUGACGGUUCCAGAAAACUAUCCGGAGAGCCCACCUCUGUAUUCGGCCAACAAAGUCCAAUAUGCGAGUACGAAUUUCUACGAUAGCGUGCUAAACGCUCUGAAAGUCCAUAUGGACAAAAUGCCUUCUCAAUUCUCCGUGACGGCACUCCUCGACACGUGGGAGAUGUGCGUGCGGCAGACCUGCAGCAGUAUAUUGCCUAGCUUGAAGUCACCAGCGAAAGCUUGAGCAGGAAAUGAGCGAUCUUAUAUCGAUUCCGUGACUUUAUCGAUCUCUUCGAGCCUCGGUAAAUGCAAGCCCAAAGUUUGUACAUAUGGUUUCCUUCAAAACGUGCGCUCGUUGACGCGCCGGGUCAGCGUUUUUCGAACUAAAGCUCCUAGCUCAGGUUCUGCGGAAGAUUCUUGCUUAUUUCCCCAUGGCUCCCGAGAGAUUCGGUGAAUGCCUUGCGUCAUGACUCCGAACAUUCGAAAGUGAGAUCUCGCCGGCCGUCUGCCGCCAUACUGACCGUGUGAAAAUAAAGGGACGC